AUGUGGAAAAAGAAUAAACCUUUGAGUGAAGCUGAGUUGUAUGCCUUACUCCUAUCAGAUAGUGAAGAAGAUGACGUUGCAGAGCUGGAUGAAAGCAAUAGUGAAGCGAGUGAUAAUGAUGGUUGUGAGCCAGAAGCACAUGAAGGUAAUUUAUCAAUUACUGAACACGAGAAUGAGGAUGUUUUAGCGUCAACUUCUGAAAAUAUAGAUAGUGAAAGGUCUAACGUAUCUGAUGUUUUGUGCGAACGACGAACAUGGCGUUAUUUAGGUCCAAAGAAGGGUAAGACAUUGGCAUGUAAUUUAUUACAGAAAAACUCAGGUCUAACUGAGAAAAGUCAAAAUAUUGAGACAUGCAUGGAUGCCUUCAAUUUAUUUUUUUCUGAUAGUAUGAUGUCAAUGAUUCUCGAGUAUACCAAUAAGAGAGCUAUUGAGUUCACAGCUGCCUAUAACAUUAAGAAGGAGACAAAAAUGAAAGAUUGGAUUGAAGUUGAUCUAGUCGAAAUGCGUGCUUUUUUUGGUAUACUUAUAUUAUGUGGAAGAUUCAGAGAGUCCCAUGAGAAGGUGCAUAAUUUAUGGUCCAAUACAAAUCAAUCACUUUCGCGUCCUAUAUAUAAAGCAUCUCUAAGCCGGGAUAGAUUUAUAAGUAUUUUGAAGCAUAUUGCUUUGAAGCUUUGA
Diabrotica virgifera virgifera (western corn rootworm) is the source of this 675-nucleotide messenger RNA. RefSeq lists its product as uncharacterized. Gene Ontology annotation, biological process: non-replicative DNA transposition. Gene Ontology annotation, molecular function: transposase activity. Gene Ontology annotation, cellular component: nucleus. The transcript has a single exon. The record is from RefSeq and is a predicted model, not a curated record. Lineage: Eukaryota; Metazoa; Arthropoda; Insecta; Coleoptera; Chrysomelidae. Bases 1 to 675 code for a protein of 224 amino acids.